This is a messenger RNA of Hylaeus anthracinus, 3005 nucleotides long. RefSeq names its product CTD small phosphatase-like protein 2. Gene Ontology annotation, molecular function: phosphoprotein phosphatase activity. The coding region runs from base 382 to 2061 and encodes 559 amino acids. The record is from RefSeq and is a predicted model, not a curated record. The transcript is spliced from 8 exons. NCBI's taxonomy places the organism in Eukaryota, Metazoa, Arthropoda, Insecta, Hymenoptera, Colletidae.
GAUUAAGUGUCUAUUCGCGAAGGAUAGUUUUCGCGCGAAUUUUCAGGUGUUACGAUUGUUGUUGGGUGCCGCCGCCGCUACCGCGGCGCAACAUUGCACUUUCAAACUUUCGAUCGAUUUGUAGCCGAUGCAAAGAACGUAAAGCAAAACGGGCAUCGCGUACGGCUUGUCCUCCAACGCGACUUUUAUCAUGCUUCUCGAUGAUCGUUCGAUUCCGCUUUAGAACGACAUACCGUUUCUGUGAAAACGUUCGAAAACGUAACCGGGUAUCACACCGCAUAUAAAUCGAUAUAUACAUACUAGUGUGUGUACAUAGGCGUGUUUGUGUACGUGACGCUUAAACGUAGGUGUAUAUACAGGAUAAUUAAAUAUUCCUUUGAAAUGUGGUUACGAAGUGAACAUGUUGGUAGAAGACUGCGUGGUCGUUUUACUUUAAGCACUGUACCCAGAUCCAAAGUUUCCAACCAUCGAGUACAAGUUGGCAGUUUGCGAAAACUUCCAUCUAUCAGUAAUAAUAACCAUCGCAUUAACUCGCCAAACAAAUGUGGCAGGCUAACACGUUGGAGGCAUAGAUGCACACAUUUUUUGAAAGAGGCUUGUAAAGAAAAUGUUUUACAUUUUGCGAAGUCUGCGCCUAUUAGACGAGAGAGAGGACCUCGUAGAAGAAAAUGCAUAAAACGGUCAAUGGUUACUUCAACUCCAUUACAUCGAUCAUCUGCAAAAGAUGCAAUUCCUCCAUCAAAAUGCACAACAGUAUCUAAAGUUACUGACGAUUCUAAAGAAAACUGGAAUACAACUAUUUUAUCUCUAUACUCAUCCAUAUUAAAUACAGAUUCAUGUUGUUCCUCCAUAUCUACUAUAAAUGACUUUAAGCCUUCCAUUCCGAACGUAUCACCCUUGACAAAUCUAAUGCCUCCAGCAUCUAUAGGAUCGCAUUCAGACCUUUCAUAUGUAUUAGACAAUGAAGAUCCUAAGAAUAAUGAUACCAGUUCACUGUAUUAUUCUGCUUCCUCCUGCACAGAAACAGAAACAUCCGAAGAAUGCUAUAGUUUAAUACAUUCUACAUCCAUGUAUGGAGCUCGUGCUUUCUUACCAGAAAAGCAUUUUUUAAGUGGAAAAUACGCACUUUGCAACAAUAAUGAAAAUAACAGUAGUUUAUCGAAAAAUCAAUAUUCUCUUGACAGUCAUUCAUCAAAAUAUGAAUCAAGUUUUACUACUACAAAGUACAGUACAUCAACCAUGUACAGCAUAAGUCAUCACCAUUCACCUGAUACCAAUGGAAAUGUUACUGAAAAAUAUAAUUCCGAUGACAUUGUUAGCGAUUACCACAAUGUUGAAUACAUGGAAGUUGGUAGCGAAGAAAUAGUAGAAAGUUGUGAUGUGGAAAAUAUGGUUACUCAUGUGCAAGAAGACUGGGAACCAUUCGACCCGUAUGUCUUCAUUAAGCACUUACCACCUUUAACUCCAGCAAUGAGAGCCAGAUGUCCUGCUCUUCCACUCAAAACACGUAGCAGUCCAGAAUUCAGUCUAGUAUUAGAUUUGGAUGAAACGUUAGUUCACUGCAGUUUACAAGAACUUUCGGAUGCUGCAUUUCGUUUUCCAGUCGUCUUUCAAGAUGUAACGUACACAGUGUUCGUCAGAACACGGCCAUAUUUUCGUGAAUUUUUAGAACAUGUUUCGUCACUGUAUGAAGUAAUUCUUUUUACCGCGAGUAAACGAGUUUACGCCAACAAAUUAAUGAAUCUGUUAGAUCCUACAAGGAAGUUGAUUAAAUACCGUCUGUUCAGAGAACACUGUGUUUGCGUUAAUGGAAACUAUAUAAAGGAUCUGUCUAUAUUGGGUAGAGAUUUAUCUAAAACUGUUAUUAUUGAUAAUAGUCCGCAAGCAUUUGGAUACCAGUUGGAAAAUGGUAUCCCAAUAGAAAGUUGGUUUGCUGAUCGUUCAGAUAAUGAAUUAAUGAAGUUGUUACCUUUUUUAGAAAACUUAGUAAACUGGGGAGGGGACGUUAGGCCACGCAUUAGAGAACAGUUUCGACUUUUUAGUUUUUUACCACCAGAUUAAUUUAAGUAGUAAGCACAAAAUUAAUGUGGAAGUACCAGCUUACGUCGGUAUAUACAUGUAUGUAUAUCUUAAAAAUAUUGAGUAGAUAAAUGUAAGAUAUUAAUACAAAGCGUGCAAUAAUACACGCCAAAAAAAAAAAAAAUGAUAUAAUUUGCAAUAAUAUCUUAUUAAUAAGUAUGUCCGGUGAAGAAAUAUAAAAAUGAUUCAAGUCCAAAACACAAACUACUUAUGUAAACGUUUACAUUACUGUUCAACUGUAAUUUUCAUGAAAUUUCAAGUAAAGUUCAUUUAUCGAUUAAACGUAUCAAAUUUUGUAUUGCAUUGUAUUCUAGAUCGUAUUCACUUCAAAAAAAAUUUGUCUACACAUGCACAAAUAACGUUUUCUUAAAUUGAUUUUGUUCUAAGAUAAGUUUUAAAAUAUAAAAGUGCAUUUGAAGAUUAAGGUUUUAAUGCAUAAAAAUUGAAAAAAUUAUUGUGAAGAAGUAUCACAAUAUAGUAAGUAUUAGAAUGUACAUCUAUGAAACUUUGGGCAGGUACCAAUUAAUUGAAACGAUAUCUAAUAAAAAAGUUUGUAAUUUACAUACAGACCAAUCGAAAUUUAAUAUUAAUAACUAUUAGAGCGUUACGCGGGUAAAUACAGCGCAUACCGUUUUAUGUGAAAUUGUUUAAAAAUUGAUUUGAAAAACACACAAAGCACUUAAUGCAUUUAUCUAUUUACAAGCGUAACUUAAGAAAGCUAAUGCUCGCGAUGUGAAAUUAUUGCAAUAGAUUACAAACAAAAAACAAUAAAGUUCAUCGGAUGUAAAGCAAAUAUACUCGUAGAAUAGAUACAAAUAAAAAAAACGAACAUAGAGCAAAUUUCCAGGUACAUGUAAUUUCUGAUCGCACAACGUUUUUAUUUUUACGCAUAGUACAUACAUAGCGAAAAUAAAGUCACAUCUACA